AAGCAGCGGUUUAGAGAAGUCUCCAGUUUGUGUGAUACAGAACGACACAACUCUACAAUGUCUGCUGUUUUAGUGACGGCUCUGUUGGUUGUAAAUAUCAUGUUUACCUGUGGACUUGACAUUUCACUACAAAGAGAAUAUUAUAUGGAGGGUAAAGAUUUAUUUUGUGGCAAGUUACAUUGUUUGGAGAACACAAGAGAAGAUAUUGAAAUCUCAGCUUUUGUCAACAUGUCAGUCUAUAGGAUCAGUGAAUUAGAGGGGAAGAUUGUGUUGGCGUCUGUAUCAGAAUCAGAUUCAAGAGUUCGAGAUUAUAAAGUAGCUGGAUCAAAAGUUGAUGGGAAGUUUUCAAAAGUGUUUGGAGAAUUGACCGUCUCAUUUACAAAACCUUCUGAGUGUUUUAGUACAGUGUUUGGAUGUGAUGUGUAUUACACAAAUAGAAGGGGUCUCACUGAGAUGAAAGAAAAUAAAACCAAACCUGUUGACCAAGACAAUCGUAAGCCGCUGAUGUUGAUGACCAUAGAGGCUAAAACUCCAGAGUUUGAUAAAACAAUUGAUAGAAUGUCAGAGUUUUUAAAAACUUUUAUAGAUUGUGAUAUGUUAAACAUAGCUGACUUGAAGAUGAAUUUACAGUUUUUAACAGACCACAAACAUUCUAACCUUAGUAAUCAUAAAACAGAAUUAACAAAGGAGAAGAAUGAUGAAACUUUAGUUAAACUUACCAAUGUCAUGGAAAGUAGAUUAAAUAGCGUGUUAUCUGCCCAAGGAUCUACAAUUCAGAGACUUGAAAUGCAAAUAAACAACGUUGUUAACAGAAUGAACACCUUAAAUAACACUAAUCAAGAGUUCACGCAUUUUAAAUACAACUUAACUGAAAGCUUUCUAAAGACAAUUCAGCAGAUACAAGCAAACAAUAACACACUUGAAAAACAAAAUAGCACAGCAAUAUUGGAACGUCAAAACAUAAGCAUUCAACAAUUGUGGGAAAGCUACAAAAACCUGUCAGAGACACAGUCAAAGACACAGAAGGAUUUAAUAACAGCUGUUUCACUGCUAAACAAUACGAAAAAGAUGAAUAACACCAUUCAAAACCUGAUUACUAAAUCAGAUCAAAUUAUCGAAUACUUAAAAUGUGCCAACAUGAACGAUCGUGUUUUAGCCGACAUGAAUAAGGCUGGAGUAGAUGUUAGCAGAACAUUGUGUGAUACCAAGACUGACGGUGGAGGAUGGAUUGUUAUACAGGGUUAUAAUGAACUCAGAUUUGACAUGAAGUAUAAAGGUAAUGACUACUACGCUGUGUACAGAGGUUUUAAGGUAGAAAAUGAAGCAGCAAAGUAUAAGAUGAGCUACACGUCAUUCAGUGGUGGAAAUGUUGAAGACAAGUUUAGUUUUCACAAGGGCAUGAAGUUUACAACCAUUGACUCUGAUAACGAUAGGUUGUCAGAUGGCAACUGUGCUGUUGGCAGGGGAGCUGGUUGGUGGUAUGAAUAUUGUCACAGGGUUAACGUCAACGGUGAAUGGGCGAGUCGUGGUUAUGGUAAAGGAAUUCAUUGGAUUAGCAUUACAGGCUGGUAUGACUCUCUAGACGUUGUUGAGAUGAAACUUCGUCAAAUGUAA
Physella acuta is the source of this 1614-nucleotide messenger RNA. RefSeq names its product angiopoietin-4-like. NCBI's taxonomy places the organism in Eukaryota, Metazoa, Mollusca, Gastropoda, Physidae. The record is from RefSeq and is a predicted model, not a curated record.